Cylicocyclus nassatus is the source of this 1099-nucleotide messenger RNA. The record is from the annotation of a GenBank genome assembly. NCBI's taxonomy places the organism in Eukaryota, Metazoa, Nematoda, Chromadorea, Rhabditida, Strongylidae.
AUUGCAAAGAAAUGAUGAUGAUGGUAAUGAUGAUGUUGCACAUGCUGUAACUGAUCGCAUGUAUUACUGGUUAAGAUCUAUGAAGCUUUCAAAGACGAAACUCUACUUAUGGAUGUUCAUCAUCGGAUUCGUCGCAUUCUGCCUUUAUGCUAAUUUAAGUUUCACAGCUGAUGUCCCACUGAUCCUCCAAGAUGCUCAAGAAAGGUUGACGGGCGUGUUUUACUCAAUGCAUGACAAACGCCAGAUAAACUACGUAACGAACAUUUUGCAGUUCAAAAGCGCUUACCAACUUUCUUCGAAAAUCGAGGUUGCAUCCGUGUUUCGUCGUAAACCUGAAACAGAGCAUUUGUCGUGUGGAAGAAUACUAAGUGGAGACGAGGGUUAUGAAUUCAUAGAAGACGAACUCAGGGCCAGCUUUCACCCGCAAAAUAUCUUCUGCUUCUCUGUAGACGCGAAGGCCGAGAAUGAAUUCUAUUCCAACAUUUUUGCGCUUUCGAUUUGUCUGCCUAACGUACUGAUUUCUCCAAUGCGCUAUUCGAUAGAUAGUAGAGGAGAGAAUAUGAAUCAAGCCCACUACGAUUGUCUUAAGCUACUUUCCAAGCACGAAGGAUGGCAAUACGCCAUAUUACUUCAGAACUACGACAUGAUGAUCAAAUCCGUAUACGAGACUGUGUCAAUUCUAGAAGCGCUUAACGGUGCGAAUGACAUCCGCUCAAGACCUUGUGAGUGGUUUAGAUGGAAUCACACAGCAAAUUGGAAUGUGCGCACAUUGAAGCUCUUCCAUAAUGAGUCAUUAGCAACAGCCUCACAGUUAGCUACUAAUUUGACAAUUGUUCGAGGAAUAGUACAAUCUUCGAUAAGCAGAGCUGCUGUUGAUUGGGCUGUCAAUACCGUUGACCUAACUACGCUUAUCAACCGGAUCAACACUCGUGUGUACGGUACAGACGAGCUACUUUGGGCUAUUUUGCAAAUGAGCGAUGGUCUGCAAAUGCCUGGAAGGUUUACCGAAAAAUGCAGUAAAAGCUACGUACCCUUUAUUACAAGGUAUAUUGCUGAUAUGUUCAAGAGACAGGCUUUUGGUGCUUAUCUAUCUCCCUAA